Molecule: messenger RNA, 507 nt
Organism: Phalaenopsis equestris
Lineage: Eukaryota; Viridiplantae; Streptophyta; Magnoliopsida; Asparagales; Orchidaceae
Product: mitochondrial inner membrane protein OXA1-like
Exons: 5
Coding region: 10-492 (160 amino acids)
Biological process (GO): mitochondrial respiratory chain complex IV assembly; protein insertion into mitochondrial inner membrane from matrix
Cellular component (GO): mitochondrial inner membrane
Molecular function (GO): membrane insertase activity
Source: RefSeq, a predicted model, not a curated record
AGGCCGGAGAUGGAGAAGCUCAAAGAAGAAAUAAAUAAUAAUAUGAAUCCAGAGACUCUUCAGGAGAAUCAAAAACGAAUGAAGGCAUUAUUCAAGAAGCAUGGAGUCACUCCAUUUACACCACUUAAGGGACUUUUUAUCCAAGGACCAGUUUUUAUAAGUUUUUUCAUGGCUAUCUCAAACAUGGUUGAGAAAGUUCCAUCAUUUAAAGGCGGUGGAGCAUAUUGGUUUACUGAUUUGACUACCCCAGAUGCCAUGUACAUUUUUCCAGUUUUGACCGCUUUGACAUUUCUGGCUACCGUAGAGUUGAAUAUGCAAGAAGGUUUGGAAGGGAAUCCUAUGGCUAACACCAUGAAGAAGUUUUCUAGAGGAAUUGGUAUCCUGACUAUCCCAUUUACAGCUAACUUUCCCAAGGUAAUGUGGCCUUCAAGACCUCUCGACAAUAUUGCAAUGGAAAAGAUGAGUUCAAACUAUGUUUUAGACUUAACGUGACAUAACAGAUGACAU